CCGGCAUAGCGGCAAAUCGAUAACCAUUGACCAAGAAUCCACCAUAGCAAUAUCGCGAGUAUGCAAACUCUUCGAUGCAUCCGCCGUGCGGUUACGGUUGCGGGCCCAGGUCCGUCACGUCUUGGAUUCACUUCCAGGAGCAUCACUGGGGCAACACCACCUCCUUCCACGCCAUGGUUCAUCGAUACUGAAGGUCCAGUUCAAUCAAUCACUAGGCAUACUCCUCCUCACCUCGCUCCAAAAACCCAUGAGCUUCCAGAAAACCUCUCUGCCGGGAUAAGGCAACUAUUUGUGCAGCUCAGUAAAUCUCCUUUGCUAGAGCCAUCGACUUUGAGUGUCGAACGACCUGUCGCCGCUCUUCCUGGUCCUCCAUUACCUCGAACAUUACCCAAGGGCCGCCGAAAACGCGGGCGCACAUACUCUGGAGAAGGUCUUGUGGAAGAGCCCGGAGGUAUAUGGGACUGGGUAGUCACUGCUCAAGUAAAAGAAGGCACCGAAAACCGAGGAUCGAUAGAAGCUGUCGUACGUCAAGUGCGAAAGACUCUAUUGUCUGUCGACCCACCGCUGCCUCUUCCACCCAAUUCUAAGCGGAGAAUGCUCAAUGGGUGGGCCAUGAUUGAUGCAGGCAAAUUUGCCGUACAUAUACUGAGCUGCGAUGCGCGGCGGAAAUAUUUCGAAAGAUCAGCUGCUGAGUGGUAGUUUGGCAGCCACUACGACGAAUUACGAUACAUCCCCGACUCCCACUUUAGUGGGAAGACUGCACCGACGUGUAUAAUCUUCAAUGGCACCAUCGUCUGUGCCUCGCAUCGUAAAAAUAUCACAUCGUUGUCCAUUUGCAUUGCUUUGCUUUGCUCGUGUCGUCGAUCGUAUUUUCGUCAACACAGAUGUGCAAUAUUGUAUUAGUCUCCACAGCGAGUCUCCUGUUGUGAAAUAUGGUGCUUCUAAAUUCGUUAUGAUAUUCCGCUCGUUCUCAACCGUUAUGGCCAUGGGUAGAGUACACUGGGUUUGAGAUUUGACUCGCUCUCGGAGUUUUGAUGGCGUUGACUACAUCUUAAUGGGUCGAAAUUACUGUCCACUAUGUGCA
This is a messenger RNA of Suillus plorans, 1084 nucleotides long. RefSeq lists its product as uncharacterized. The transcript has 3 exons. The coding region runs from base 61 to 699 and encodes 212 amino acids. Lineage: Eukaryota; Fungi; Basidiomycota; Agaricomycetes; Boletales; Suillaceae. The record is from RefSeq and is a predicted model, not a curated record.